Etheostoma cragini (Arkansas darter) is the source of this 2616-nucleotide messenger RNA. Its product is annotated as tigger transposable element-derived protein 6-like. Gene Ontology annotation, cellular component: nucleus. Lineage: Eukaryota; Metazoa; Chordata; Actinopteri; Perciformes; Percidae. The record is from RefSeq and is a predicted model, not a curated record. Gene Ontology annotation, molecular function: DNA binding. The transcript has 2 exons. Bases 606 to 1904 code for a protein of 432 amino acids.
UUGUUUUGUUAUUUAUUUUAUAACUAUAGUUUUACGUCAUAUAAGCAUUGUAAUGCAAUUUAUUGAUUUUAUCUGAAUAUCUCUAAAGUUGGACACUUAUUUUUGUAACAGGAAUUUUUAUACUUUUAUUUUGAAGACACCGUCAUUUGACUUUCGUUUUUUCCGCAGGUUUGUGAUGCUAAAGUUAGCUGUUUCAUGCUAAGCAUGGAAACGUGGUUCAGUUAAAACAUAACCGGCUCAUUUAAACUUUCUGAAACCGACAGACAUGUAGCGUCAAAUUUCGACAACAGACACAGUCACUUGGUUUAUAUUUUUAAGCUAAAACUUGUCUCGAAAACCACCGGGCUUCACACCACUGUAGCUAGUUAGCUAGUUAAACCAGAUCGCUAGCUAGCGGUUACAAACAAUAACUUUACGGUUCAAGCGACGUCACUCAAAACAACCACCACCACAGGACGAGUCAUCUUCUGUCUACCACACACCACUAGCUAAAUUUCAAGACUAGUAAGUCAGUUGGUAUUUUAACAGGUUUCCCUACACACAAACGGAGCUUUGGUUGUGAGAGAAAGAACGAGGAGAGUAACGUUAACGUUCCCAGACAGAAAAUGCCAUCGAGAAAUCAUCUUGACAAAAUUGGGAGAAAGAAGAAGAAGAAAUGGACAGAGGAGGCCAUGGAACGUGCUCUGGUCGAGGUGAAGUCGGGAAGGUGUACAGUGAGACGGGCUGCCAAAGAGUUUGGAGUCCCUAAGUCUUCACUUGGGGACAGGGUUAGUGGACGGGUGACACCAGGGAGUCGCAGCGGGCCAGCUCAGCUUAUAACAUCUGCAGACGAGGAGCUGUUGGUGGAGUUCUCUUUAUACAUGUCGAAGCAUGGAUUCCCACUGACCAAACAACAGCUGGUGUCCUUUGCCUCGUCCAUUUAUAAACGGCAACAUCGGAGGGUGGCAUUUUCUAAACUAGGCCAGACCUGGUGGCUCAAUUUUAGAAAAAGGCAAGAAAAGAAUAUAACCAUUCAGCCAGCAGACAAUGUUGUCCGUGGGAGGACGGUUAGUGUGAGGAAGGAAGCAGUGGAUCAUUUUUUUCAUUUACUCAGCGCUGUCGUGGAAGCUCAUGGGCUCCAAGACAAGCCUCUUCAAAUCCUUAACUGCAACGAGGUGGGCUUUCAUCUGGGCAGGAAGAGGGUUAUUCUCCCCAAAUCUGCCAGUCUGGGUUGCAAGCCAACGCCAGGCUUGAGGGACCACAUCUCCAUCCUGGCUUGCUUUAGCGCAACUGGAGAGGACAUUCCCCCAUUUAUUAUCUACUCAAAGGCCUACCCAGGGGGAGUAUGUUACAAGACUCAAGGGCCUCCCAAUGCCCUCUAUGGAUGGUCAGACUCUGGCUGUGUCAACUCUGACCUUUUCAAGAAAUGGUUCCUCAAACACUUCCUCCUACACACACCCAAGGAGCGUCCUCUGCUGCUGAUUUUUGACGGCCACAAGUCUCCCAUACACCUUGAGGUGGUGGAAGCAGCUCGUAAGGAGGAUGUGAUCCUUCUGUGCCUUCCACCUCAUUGCGCUCACAUCCUGCAGCCACUCGACGCGGGUCUCUUUGUACUCCUAAAGCAGCAUUUUGCAGCACUCUUAGGUGAUGGUUUUGCCACUGAUACUCACUAUGCAGUCAGCAAGAAGGAGUUCUCAGGGGUGUUUAAAGAGACGUAUCAGUUGGUGAAGGAGGAGGAGGGUGUCAGGAUUGUGAAGGAAGGCUUUAGGAAAUGUGGCAUCUACCCGCUAAACCACUUUGCCAUCAACGAUGGUCAUUUAAUGCCAUUACACAGCAUGGGCCCUGCAGCUGGUCCCUCCUUGUCCACAUCAGCACAGGGGGUGCACACUGUAGGAGACGUCAUGGCUGCUGGACCCUCCUCCUAACUCAUAACUGCUCAAGACUAUCAGUCAGCCAUCAUUACCUUUACAUAAAACUUGGCUAGUUCUGUCAGUUGAAAUACACCCCAGCUUGAGUAUUGUUCCCCGCCUCCUCCAGCCUCCUUGCAGAGUACUGCGUUUGUCAGCUCGUCAGAAGAAAGGGUUGUUGAUAUCAAUUACAUGUCAAGAUUGUGGCCAAAGGCUUUAUAAUGGACUAAAGAAAAAAAUACUUGUUUUCAUAUACAUCAUUUUUAUUUUAAAGUUUUAUUUUCUCUAAGACGUCUCUAAUUAUUGAUUUUUUUUUGUAAAAAUAUUGGACACUUUAAGGGCCCUUAAAAUCCUUCAAAUGAUAAAACAAGCAGAGACAGGUUUGGUUGAACUGCUCCCAAAUCCUGUCCACCUUAUGGCCAUAACCUGUGACAGAGGGUUGAAAAUAGAUGUUUCUUCAUCUCAGGGGAUCACAAGCCAAAAACACUGAGAACUACUACUGUACAACAAAUGAACUCAAUCUCUGUCAUUUUGUUUUGUGAUUGAUGGCCAGCUAGCUAAGCAAACUGACACUAAGCAGUAUGAACAGAGACAGAGUUAUGCUUGAUUUCUAUUUUAGUGGCGUAAGCUGGAGGCUAAUCUGUGAGCUAGCUUGUUAAUUGUUCUGGACUGAUCAAACAAGCGGUUUAAUAAUUCAAUGUGUAUUCAGCUAACAUAUUCAAGCAUGAGA